Molecule: messenger RNA, 1518 nt
Organism: Lithohypha guttulata
Lineage: Eukaryota; Fungi; Ascomycota; Eurotiomycetes; Chaetothyriales; Trichomeriaceae
Exons: 2
Coding region: 1-1518 (505 amino acids)
Source: RefSeq, a predicted model, not a curated record
AUGCUACACUGGCCACCUUCCAAUGGCGACAAGGACGUUCCUUGCGCCAGCAUCCAUACGAAUUUCGACAACAGAACUCUGAAAGAGCUUCGAAAGAUAUUUCCUGGCUUCUCUGACAGCUUCGCGUUCGAUCUGGUUCCUAAACGAUACCCACUGUACGAGAACGGACAAAGAAACGAUAUCGUUAGCAUCUACAAGAACGAACCAGCCUUUCCCGAGUAUCUACGGUAUGCCAAGGUCACUAUAGAGUCGCUCGAGCGGAAAGACGAUACUCCCGCUGUGCUUGUCGCCUUGGGUGCGCCGGUCAAACACUACAUACAAAACACAUUCGGCAAUGUCGUAUUUAUACCACAUCCUGAGAGGUUACGACGUUGGUCUCCUCAGUCUGAGGUCGAUGUUGUUGCCGAGAGGCUAAAGCAAGCCAAGCAAGACUUCUUAGUUGACAUCGACAUAGACGCCUUUCGCUCUAUCUAUAAUCGUACUCGCAAUUCUGAACCGCUUCGUAAGAAGCUAAAGCAGUCCGACGACGACAAUAUUGCUAUUAUUGGCCUUGAAGACGAGCCGCCUUUCGCUUUCGACUCUGCUUUAGCUAUGGCUAAUUACGGCGGUAACGACGACGACGUUUCUCAAUGGCGUAAUGAAAAUUGGUAUAUGUCUUUUAUACUUACUGUACAGUCCGAUUCGUGGUCGAGUGAGGAGUAUCUAAGGAGUAUUCGGAACGACUUCUGGUCUAUACCUAAGAACCGACAAGCACUCAGUGAGCGGUCAAAGGCCUGGCAUGCAAUCGCUGCCAACAAGGCGUACCAUUCAGAGAGAGUAAAAGCAGCUCAUGCCGAACUCAAGGCCGAUCUAGAAAGAUAUGGCGCACUCAAAGCCAAGAGGAAAGAGACGGCGAAUACUCUAGAAGCUCUCGAAAGAUCGAGUCAACACGCCACUGCAAUGUGGGCUCGACCAGACUGGAAAGAAACCCAGUUAGCUACGAAUAAAGCUUUUUCAACAGAGUAUCGUAAGGAGUACUACCAAACACAUCCCGAGGCCGUCGAACAUCGAUCAAUAGUACAGAAGAAGAAAUGGGAGAACCCCGAGUUUAGAGCUCAUAUGACAGGUCCUAGUGGUGCGAUAUCACAGGGUGCGAAACGCCGCGCGGUUGAACAAAAAGCUGAAACCGCGCAAAAGGUAAGGGCAAAUUACGAUGCCAAUCCCAAGCCAGAACAUUUCCAACGUGCGGGUUUCGAGUGCCCUGGCCGAGGUGUUGUAAAAAGACCUGGUGGUGCUGGUGGAUUGGAGGGUCUGGACACAAUCUGUGGUAAGCGUUAUGGUAAUAAGGGAAAAGUCCGUGAGCAUUUCGAAGCCAUUCAUUCGGCGGAGAUCACGGCUGAGGAGAAGCAAUCAAUGGACGACAGCAGAGGCAGGGGGGUUCCACGGCCACUUGCUAAACGACUACGGGAGCAUGUCAUCAAGCGCGAUGAACGGACACAGGGUGAAGUUGAUGAGAUAAUGGCCUUGUUCGAAGAUUGA